GUCGCAAGAUGGCCGACGUCGCAUGAAAGUAUCUUCCUCUCCUCAACAUGAAGUCGUGAGUGAGACAGAGAGCGAGGGCGACUACGUCGGGUUUUUGUUUUUUUUUUAGUUGUUUUACUUUAUUUUUCCCUUAGAUAUUCAUCUCAUUCCGAAUCGCAGCUGCACCCGAUUUGUCUCGACUAGUUGACGCGUCAAUCACGCCGGGAUCUUGGCUAACUGGCGAAGUGCGCGAGCUAGUUUGUUAGCCACAAACUGUAGCUCUUAUAACUGUUAUCUAGUGAAGGAAAAACAUACUGUAUUCACUAAAACAUAGAGCUAGUUUUAAUCACCCAGCGAGCAUAUUGGUUUGUAACUGUAUAGUCGGUGUUUAAUUUGCAUCUAGAUGGGUAGUAAAUAGGAUUAUAUUUCGAUGUUUCCAACAUUGUCGACAUAACUGUAGCGUGCGCGCCGUUAUCCUCCAUCGUUACAUUGUAGACCGUGGUUACAUUUUUUUCAUGGUGCAAUACUGGAAUGAAUCAAAACAAAUAGUCGGUUGUUCGGAUAAUAAUAUUAGUGUACCACCGGAACACAGUGAGGAAUGGACACACGAACAAAUGUCAAAAUAUAGUCACAUGCAUUUGUAAUAUUACAAGGGGGUUGGUUGACAGUUGCAUUUGUCGGAUAGUUUACCAGACGCAACACAUUGCAGACAAUUAAUGUUAUUAGUUAUUGAACUGUAACAGGCCAGAUCUACUUCACAGACUCUGAUUGAACGUAUAACCUAGAAAUCUACUUUUAAAUAAGGUUCACAUUUCUCGCGCUUUUAGACAGGUGUAAAGACAGGGCAAAACAUGGGAGUUCAAGGGUUUCAAGAGUAUUUGGAGAAACGCUGCCCCGGGGCGGCCGUUCCAGUAGACCUUCUAAAGCUCGCGCGAACAGUAGGCCGUCAGCCCCCACAUCACCACCACCACUAUCCCCAUCAUCCAAGCUCGCUGCCUCCGCCUCCCCCGCCAGCUCGCAUUCUCGUUGACGCAGACUCUGGCCUUCAGCGGCUCUACGGGGGCUACCAGACCGACUGGGUGUGUGGAGGCGAGUGGAACGCUAUGCUCGGCUAUCUGGCGGCUCUCUCCCAGGCCUGUUUAUAUCAGGGCGGACUGGAGUUGGUGGUGGUUUUUAACGGCACACUUGGGAAGGAUCGCUGGCCGGAGUGGGCGCGCCGGGCACAGGGGCAGCGGCAGACAGCACAGCUCAUCGUCAACCACGUCGGCAGCAAGGCCACUCCCCCUCCCCGAGCCUGGUUCCUGCCCCCGGCCUGCCUGAGCCACUGUGUCCGCCUCGCCAUGUUCCGAUUCCGUGUGCGGGUGGUGCAGACCCUUGAGGACCAUCAUCAAGAGGUGCUAUCCCUGUACAGAGACUGUGGCUUUCAGGGUCUGAUUGCACAGGACUCAGAGUUUGCACUAUGCAAUGUUCCAGCCUAUUUCAGCUCCCAUGCCCUCAAGCUCUCCUGGAAUGGCAAGAAUCUGACCACUCACCAGUACUUGCUCUCAGAGGCUGCUCGCCAGCUUGGCCUCAAGACCCAGCACCUACCCAUCUUUGCUACUCUUCUUGGUAACCACAUUCUUCCAGAUGAAGACUUGGCUGCCUUUCACUGGAGUCUGUUAGGCCCAGAACACCCACUUGCUUCCCUCAAGGUAAGGGCACACCAGUUAGUCCUCCCUCCCUGUGAGGUUGUUAUCAAGGCUGUAUCGGAGUAUGUGGCAUCAAUCAAAGAUCUUGGGAAUUUGGAUUUGGUGGCCAAGGAUGUUUUCAAGCAGUCACAGUCUCGAACUGAAGAUAAAUUUGAGAGGUUCAAGAAGGCAGUGGAGUAUUUUUCAGCGGCCAGUAAACCAAGACCUCUCUCCAUGGGACCUUCUCCUUACCUUUUUCCAGGCUUUGGACCUGGUCAGUUCAGCGGAUCUCCAUGCCACAUGGGGGCAAUGCAGCCUGGUAAAGCUCAGUUUGGUCUACCCCAGGUGUCAGGUGUUAAGGUGCCUUAUCCCGGUGGGCUCUAUGGACCCAGCCCUGCCAUUGGUCCUGCUCUUUUAUGCCAGAACCCCUCUCGGCCUCUGCAGGACUGUAAUGAUUCACUAGUUGGAAAAAUGGGCUUUGCUGAUUGGUCUGCUCCAUAUGAUUCCUCUCAAGGUGGCAGCCGACAGCCCAAUCAUCACACAGCUGCUCCCACAGGCCCUUCCCCCUCAUCAUCAUCAUCUUCAGAUGGGGAUGAACAAAAUGACACCAGCACUAAUCAUUUAGCUGACAAGUCUUCAAGAUGGGAAGAUCCAAGUGGACGGGGAGGGGGUGCUUCUGGGGAUAGCCACCAUGGUAAUGGAAGUGGGCCGGCCAUCCCAUCACUGCUGUCCAUGCCAACACGUAGUCACAUGGACAUCACAACUCCACCCCUUCCACAGAUCAGUGCUGAGGUGCUGAGAGUGGCAGAGCACAGACACAAGAGAGGACUCAUGUACCCACAGAUCUACCACAUCCUGACCAAGGGGGAGAUGAAGAUGCCAGUGUGUAUAGAGGACGAGUGCAACCCCGACCUGCCUCCUGCCUCUCUACUUUUCCGUUCUGCCCGCCAGUAUGCCUACGGAGUGCUGUUCAGUUUGGCUGAGACCCAGCGAAGACUGGAGAGAUUGGCUAUGCGCAAGCGCAGUCCUGUUGACGUGCCCCCGGUCAUUGUAAAGGAGUGGUGUGCCAGUAAAGCUAAAUCUGCCCUGACCCCUGAGCUCGUUCCAGCCUUGUGUUUUCGAGAGUGGACGUGUCCCAACCUGAGGCGUUUGUGGCUGGGCAGAGCUUCCGAGGACCGCAGCCGCCGCACUCGAGCCUUUCUGGCCUGCAUGCGUUCUGACUGCCCUGCCCUGCUCAACCCGGCCUGUGUGCCAUCUCACUUGCUGCUCAUGUGCUGCGUACUCAGGUAUAUGAUGCAGUGGCCGGGAGGUCGCAUUCUUCAGCGCCAUGAGCUUGAUGCCUUUUUGGCUCAAGCUGUGUCCAACCAGCUCUAUGAGCCUGACCAACUGCAGGAACUCAAGGUGGAGAAGGUGGAUAACCGUGGAGUGCAGCUGGCCUCUCUCUUCAUGAGUGGAGUGGAUACUGCCCUGUUUGUUAAUGAUGUAUGUGGACAGCCCCUGCCGUGGGACCACUGCUGCCCUUGGGGCUUUUUUGAUGGGAAGUUGUUCCAGAUCAAACUAGCUAAAGCCACCAGAGACAGAGCAUCUUUACUUGACAUGUGUGAAGGCCAGGAGGAACUGGUUUCUAGAGUGGAGAAGAUGCGCCAGGCCAUUCUAGAAGGCAUCAACCUCUCCCGACCUCCUCCCCCACCUCCACCACUGCCACCCCCUGCAUUCCUACCCCCUACCAUGGUGCCCCCUUUCUACACCAUGCACCCUAUGUACCCUCCUCGUCCGCUGGGCUCCAUGCCACCUCAUCCUCACCAGCCGCCCAGGGCCUUCCCAGGAAUCCAGUCUAUACCUCCCCAGGGUGGCAAGCUGGAAAUAGCUGGCAUGGUAGUUGGUCAGUGGGCUGGGAACAAACCAUUUCGAGGCAGAGGGGGUUUCAACAUGCAGGUGGUGUCAGUAGGAGGGAAAGGAAGGGGUAAAGAAGUGAUUUUGAAAGGAAGGGGAGGGAAGAAAGUGACCACCAAUAGAACACAGACUCUGUCCUCCUCACCUCCCUCCACCAGCCCCCCAAAGCUCACUGAAGAUCCUAAAGUAGUGGGGCGGCCCGCUGGACCCACAGAGGGAACAGUGACUGUGUCGCAGCAGCUGAACGGCAGCUCUUCAGCUGGUCAAGCCCUUGACCUGCCACCACUGGCCCAGUCAAUCCAGUGUGCCUUAGCCAGCAGAGACAACCAGUCAGGAGAUGGGGUAGAGGUAGAGGCCAUUUGUUGCCUUGAUGACUGCCCAUCAGAUGGUGCACUACAGAAAGAGGAGUAAUUACAUCCCAUAAUGUAAUAUGAAUGAGUGAGAGGGAAUGAUCUAAGGUCGACUGCCUUUUCCUUGCAAAUUUUAAUAUUUAGGGCACAGUAGCCACUUUGUGUUGUCAUGAUAUAAUUUAUGAUGCUACAGAUGGACAGGGACAGGAAUGCGGUCUAUUUGUCACCUUAAUAGCCGGUUCUGGUUUAAAACUGUGCGAGUUUAAAUUACAAACUUCGAUUUCACAUCGCCCUGAAUCUUCGGAUUCUGGACCUCAUCCUUUCCACUGGCCCAUCAGUGUUGUAGCAUUGUGAAUAGCGUUCUAGUCGUUUUAUUUUGAGACCUUUUAUGUCAGUGGUGACACUGAUAUAAAGAAUCAUACAUAUGUAUGAUUGCCUAAUAUGGCUAUAAAAGGCCCUUAUUGCCCAAAGCAUAAUUUAAAAUGUACCUGUUUAAAACACUGUUGCAUCGUGUCAAGUAGCACAGCAACAUCUGACUCUAAAGUUUCCGCCACACAGCAUAGAAACGCACUACUUUAACUGUUGCUGUUUAUGCAGUGCGCCAUUGUGGAGGAUUCAAAGACAACACUGCCCUAAAUACAGUAGAUGAGUGGAAACUGAUGGAAAACACGGGUUGUAUUUGUAUGUCACAGUGUGCUUUAACACACAUGGUAGUCCCUUUUUUUUUGGCCAUUAUCGUAGGGUGAAGUGCAUGUGGAAAUGUUCCCAUUGUAUUCAGGCUCAGAAAGAAUUUAAAGAGAUGUGCUGAGAGGUGUGUAUGAGUGAGGAUGAACAGGGGGAAUUAAAGAGUCCAAGAGAGUCGUUCGGAUUGCACUCAACAUCGCUUAGCUUGCUCAACUUUGUUCCUUUAUCUCACAUGUAAACUUGUGACAAUCUUGUCAGAUUCUUUUGAGCUUACACCCCCGUUAGGAUAAGGAGAUCCUAAUCCCAAACCUACAGCUACUGAAAUAGUUAUAAAUGUAAUUUUUAAAGCACUUUUUUUUUUAAACCUUAUGUCCCAGGUUAUAUCGAUAUGCAAGCCCCUCUCCUCCACAGAGGAAGAAAUGCCCUUGGAAAUUUAUUGUAUUCUAACAUAAAGCACUUAAAUUGUUGUUUAUAAGAAGAUAGUACUGUGAUAUAUAGAUGCCCAUAAUUUGGUUAAUUUCCUACUAAUGAGCUGGUUGGUAGCCUAGUAACCUUCAUUCCUAGACAGUUAAACUGUCUAUGUAAGCUUUUACCUUGCGUGUUGUUUACCAGUAUGGCGUACAAAUUAGCACCAACCCAUUUGAAUGUGAGAACGGAGUGCGUAGUAAUCUGCACUUUUAAUAUGAAUGAAACACACUGGGUUUGUCCUUGUACCAGGAUAAAGAAACAUUGAGACCUCUGCCAGAGUAAGAGAAAAUAUAAAACUGUGUUUUCAAAUGGAACCCUGAUACUGUUUGACAUCCCAGAUGUUUGUAUAUACACCCAAAUGUACAUGAUGUUAGGGUAAUGAUUUUAUCAGUGGUCGAGAAUGCACACAGUCCUUAGACAUACUUAAAGACCUGCCAUUUGGCAUCUCUCAGCUUCAAAAUGAUUUUAAACAUUUAUUUUAAAAACUGCUUUUUUUUUUAGCAGUUCAACUUUUCCCACACCCUGGUCGUUCACAUCUCCUCUGUGCCUUGUGCACGUGUGCCAUGUGGAUGGUGUUUUGUGCAUGUGCGUUCUCCCACCAUAGCUAAAAUCAUUGACAUUUUUUAGCACUCAAAAUAAUUAAAAGCAAUCAUUGAACAAAGCUUAGGAUCACUUUAUAUUGUGACAAAAAAAAUCUGAGUCUGUACUUCUCCAGACCGUUUUUGAAAAUAAUCUGUCUUGUCUUGUUUUGUGACAGUCCUAUGAACUCAUGCACUUCUGUUACAGAUAGCACUUCUAUUUAGGCAAAUGGGCUUUAAAAAAAUCUAAACAAAAAUGAAAUACCUUAAAGAUUAAAGCCCCAUUUGCCAAUAUAUUGACGGUUUCACAUCAAACGGUAGGAUAUAAUUUUACUUGAGUGUUAAUGUUUUAAAUCCAUUUUAAAAACAUUUAAAUUCAUGUUUUGAACUGAUGAUUCAUUGGACGUAAUGAAUGAGAAUUUAAAUUUAAAUGUAAGAAUAACUUAUACACUCGAGAGAGCCUAUUUCAUUUAAUCGUCAUAGUUUAGAAUCUGUACAAUUGACAUUGUCAAUAUGCCAUUACAGCUUUCUAUGAAGUCAUAAGAUGCACCUUAUUUUAGUAAGAUAAGAAGUUGAUCAAUAAUAUUAGAUUUAGGGCCACUAAAAGUAUAUUAAGACACUGAAAGACACCAAUUAUAGUUAAGUCUUUAUGUAUAUUCUGCAAAUGGUCACUCUUGAGGAGUCCAGACAGUUACCCGUCAACAUGAAAACAUUCAAAGGCCUUCAGAAAUCUCACAGUGACCUGAAGCAUGCAUUUUGAAUGCAUUUACUACGGAUAAGUAGUGACACAAAAUUAAUUUAAAAUGUUUAUUUCCCAAAGGACAGUGAGAUAUCAAAAUUACUGGAUAUACUGGACAGACUUUUAACAAAGAAUAAAUAAGUAAUCUUGACAGUACCAUGACAGGUAUUAUUCUUGAACUAAUAAGGUACAAUGUCAUGCAUGCUAGAGCAUUUUAAAACUCAACCUUAGGUUGUCACAUUUUAUUAUGAGUCAAGUACAGUAGUGCUAGUUUUCAAGAGGAUCUCCAGUAUGUUAUAGUGCAUACAGAGACAUACCCUUUAAUGUACACACAACGUUGACAUUUCCGUUGCCGCCGAAUAACUAUAGAUCCUUAUAAAAACAUUAAAUUCUGUUUCCAUCUGUGAUAAAAGCAGUUUCAGUUAGUUUUUAUUUUCAGUGUGUUUGUUGUCAUAGAAUAUCAGUAACUUGUUCACAUUUAGUUUUAAGUGUAGUCUAAGAAUGGAACAGCAUAAACCGAAAUAUACAGACAUACCAAAUAAAGAUAAUCAAUAUCUCUCACACUCACUAUACCUUUGUAAUACCUGUAGAGAUCAGCGCUGCCUUUCCCAAAAGCAUCGUAACCUUAAGUUGUUCGUAGAGACUUUGAGUUUUUGCGCCAGUGGGCUCUACGAACAACUUGAGCGCCAAUGGUCUCUACGAACAUUUUAAACUUGCGAUGCUUUUGGGAAGCGCAGCCCAGUUUAGUAUGAGGGAGAAAAUAAUAGUAAAACAUCUGCAUGCUCAAACUGUGUAUUUUCCAGAGUGCUGUUAAUUUGUUAUAUAAUUAUUUGAAGACUUAACUAGCAAUUUCAGACGCUUUGUUCCAAAGUUACCCUCUCCAAAGCUUUGCUCUGUUCUAGAACGCUGCUUAAACACUCAUACUUUCAGCAUUUAUGGAGACGUAUGAGGGUGAAAUAUAGAGUCAAAUCAGAUAUAUAAAUAUAUAUAAAUAUAUAUACUCAAGAGAAUGAUAUUUUAAUUAUAUCAGAGGGAUGCACUGGAGAUUGAUUGGUCUAGCCAUUGUCUUUAGAAUGGCACAAUUUAGCUCCAGAUGUUGGCCCCGGUCUUGAUAAAACCAACCCGAUAACAUACAGAAUUGGUAACUAAUAAAAAUUUUGUAUUUUUGUCCCCCAACCCCCCCCCCCCCCUUUUUUUUUUUUUUUUUUUUUUUUACAAAAGGUUCAAAUGUGCAAGCAUUUGUCUUUUCUAUAUCCAUAGUUUGCCCGGAUGGCAAUGUCUCCCUCUUUUUAACUCUUCUGUUUUUCUUGCCUUUGUUAACCGUGCAACGACUCUCUGUACCUCUUCAUACUAACAGUGAGAGAAUUUAACUUUUCUAAUUAGUCUAAUAAUCUGUCUGUAAAGUAAUCUUAGACAAAAGUUGGUAACAUUUUCAACAGUGAACAAAGAAAUCUAACCUUACCAUCUUUAGUUUCAAUCUGUUGUGAAAUUGUUUUUUUUCUCUUUGUUUUCUUAAUGUUAUUACAACUACUUCUCCUUUGACCGUUGCUACAUUUAGUAUUAAAAUUUGCUUAGCGGAGCUAGAUAUUUUUUAACUGUAAUGAUUGCAAUUUUCCUCACCUGUAUUUUGUAUGGUAUUGUUUAUACCACUUCACCAUUAUGAUGUAAUUGUCGCUUACAAAAAUAACCCUUUAGGGUUUUUUAAAUGAUUGAUUUGGCUAUUUAAAAUCCAAAGCUGAGUGUACGUCUUGUUGCUUUUUUGCACAAAACAGACACAUUUUCCUCUGAUUAAUUUUCAACCAAAACAAAAUACUGUAAAAUAUUAUAUACAGUUAAAUAUUUUCAGCAAUUAUGAUAUAAGAAUACUUAAAGGAUCGAUAAUCUGAUACUAAAAUGAAGAAAAUGUGGUGUUUACAUCUUUUUGGUGAACAGUGGCUAAAUCUUGUAUCGUCCAGUUUCAUAGCUACAAUGAAGAUAUUUUUUUCCUUAAGUGGAGCCUUGGACUCCGCUCUUGAUACAGAUUAACCUUAGAACACUUCAUCAGCUCUCAUGCACAUGUAUUGUCCCUCUGAAAUAUGUAGCUUCAAUGUCAUUGAUAGGUUAAGUGUUAACAUACUGUAACCAUGCACACACACACAAUCGCUAUUUUGGUAAAGAGUUUUGCCUGUGCAUUCCUGUAGUUUUGUGUCAGGACCUCAGAUCUGGCUCUUGCUUUAAACCUGUUACCCCGUAUCCUGGCUCUGUAGCCCUUCACUCCACAGGACCACAUGUAUUCUCUUUACUGGUGUUGUCAGGUUUCAACCCUUGUCUGAUAACAGAAAUGUGUUGUGUACAGUGGCCCACUGACAUCCUUCACUUUCUGGAAGAACCCUCUAUAUAUUGUUACCAUUGCUUUAUAGCAUGUGCCCCCCCCCCAUAGCACCAAGACUGUCAAGUCUAGGCCCAUCCAUUUGUAGGCAACACAUUCUGUCGUCUGUUCUUGGAAAACUGAUUCAUUCAUCAUCAACACAAACGCAUUGAUGCAUGCAUCAAGAUCUCCAAAAGCUCCAAACAACUUGUGAAGUGAAGGGUAAAGUUAAUUAUUAUUAUUGAUGUUAUGGUUAUGAUCGUUAUUAACAAUUUCUCAUUUUUAGUAUAAAGAAAGCACCUGAUUGUUUUGAAAAGAAACUUUUUAAUUUGUCUUGCUGUUGUGGUCUUAUUUCACAAUGGAUUGGGGAGAAAGCCAAAAGGCUGAGAUGGAGAAAGAGAGAUUCCAAGUUGGCAGUCAUGUUUGUAUGGUUGGGAAAUGACUUACAGUGCUGAAAUAAAAUUUAUUCUUUUA
Xyrauchen texanus (razorback sucker) is the source of this 9179-nucleotide messenger RNA. RefSeq names its product constitutive coactivator of PPAR-gamma-like protein 2. Lineage: Eukaryota; Metazoa; Chordata; Actinopteri; Cypriniformes; Catostomidae. Gene Ontology annotation, cellular component: nucleus. The record is from RefSeq and is a predicted model, not a curated record.